Schistosoma rodhaini is the source of this 2877-nucleotide messenger RNA. The record is from the annotation of a GenBank genome assembly. NCBI's taxonomy places the organism in Eukaryota, Metazoa, Platyhelminthes, Trematoda, Strigeidida, Schistosomatidae.
CUACUUCGGAAGUUCCAGAAAUCUGUACAUAAACGAAACAGCUGUUUGCACAGAAUUAAUUGCUGUGGUCGAAAAUACUCGAAGAAUGCAGAUAUUCGUAAAGACAUUGACAGGGAAGACGAUCACGUUGGAGGUGGAGCCUAGUGAUACUAUUGAGAAUGUGAAAGCGAAGAUCCAAGACAAAGAAGGUAUUCCUCCUGACCAACAACGUUUGAUCUUCGCUGGUAAGCAGUUGGAAGAUGGACGUACUCUGUCUGACUACAACAUCCAGAAAGAGUCGACUCUGCAUCUUGUCCUUCGUCUACGUGGUGGAAUGCAAAUAUUUGUGAAGACGUUGACUGGUAAGACGAUCACGUUGGAGGUGGAGCCUAGUGAUACUAUUGAGAAUGUGAAAGCGAAGAUCCAAGACAAAGAAGGUAUUCCUCCUGACCAACAACGUUUGAUCUUCGCUGGUAAGCAGUUGGAAGAUGGACGUACUCUGUCUGACUACAACAUCCAGAAAGAGUCGACUCUGCAUCUUGUCCUUCGUCUACGUGGUGGAAUGCAAAUAUUUGUGAAGACGUUGACUGGUAAGACGAUCACGUUGGAGGUGGAGCCUAGUGAUACUAUUGAGAAUGUGAAAGCGAAGAUCCAAGACAAAGAAGGUAUUCCUCCUGACCAACAACGUUUGAUCUUCGCUGGUAAGCAGUUGGAAGAUGGACGUACUCUGUCUGACUACAACAUCCAGAAAGAGUCGACUCUGCAUCUUGUCCUUCGUCUACGUGGUGGAAUGCAAAUAUUUGUGAAGACGUUGACUGGUAAGACGAUCACGUUGGAGGUGGAGCCUAGUGAUACUAUUGAGAAUGUGAAAGCGAAGAUCCAAGACAAAGAAGGUAUUCCUCCUGACCAACAACGUUUGAUCUUCGCUGGUAAGCAGUUGGAAGAUGGACGUACUCUGUCUGACUACAACAUCCAGAAAGAGUCGACUCUGCAUCUUGUCCUUCGUCUACGUGGUGGAAUGCAAAUAUUUGUGAAGACGUUGACUGGUAAGACGAUCACGUUGGAGGUGGAGCCUAGUGAUACUAUUGAGAAUGUGAAAGCGAAGAUCCAAGACAAAGAAGGUAUUCCUCCUGACCAACAACGUUUGAUCUUCGCUGGUAAGCAGUUGGAAGAUGGACGUACUCUGUCUGACUACAACAUCCAGAAAGAGUCGACUCUGCAUCUUGUCCUUCGUCUACGUGGUGGAAUGCAAAUAUUUGUGAAGACGUUGACUGGUAAGACGAUCACGUUGGAGGUGGAGCCUAGUGAUACUAUUGAGAAUGUGAAAGCGAAGAUCCAAGACAAAGAAGGUAUUCCUCCUGACCAACAACGUUUGAUCUUCGCUGGUAAGCAGUUGGAAGAUGGACGUACUCUGUCUGACUACAACAUCCAGAAAGAGUCGACUCUGCAUCUUGUCCUUCGUCUACGUGGUGGAAUGCAAAUAUUUGUGAAGACGUUGACUGGUAAGACGAUCACGUUGGAGGUGGAGCCUAGUGAUACUAUUGAGAAUGUGAAAGCGAAGAUCCAAGACAAAGAAGGUAUUCCUCCUGACCAACAACGUUUGAUCUUCGCUGGUAAGCAGUUGGAAGAUGGACGUACUCUGUCUGACUACAACAUCCAGAAAGAGUCGACUCUGCAUCUUGUCCUUCGUCUACGUGGUGGAAUGCAAAUAUUUGUGAAGACGUUGACUGGUAAGACGAUCACGUUGGAGGUGGAGCCUAGUGAUACUAUUGAGAAUGUGAAAGCGAAGAUCCAAGACAAAGAAGGUAUUCCUCCUGACCAACAACGUUUGAUCUUCGCUGGUAAGCAGUUGGAAGAUGGACGUACUCUGUCUGACUACAACAUCCAGAAAGAGUCGACUCUGCAUCUUGUCCUUCGUCUACGUGGUGGAAUGCAAAUAUUUGUGAAGACGUUGACUGGUAAGACGAUCACGUUGGAGGUGGAGCCUAGUGAUACUAUUGAGAAUGUGAAAGCGAAGAUCCAAGACAAAGAAGGUAUUCCUCCUGACCAACAACGUUUGAUCUUCGCUGGUAAGCAGUUGGAAGAUGGACGUACUCUGUCUGACUACAACAUCCAGAAAGAGUCGACUCUGCAUCUUGUCCUUCGUCUACGUGGUGGAAUGCAAAUAUUUGUGAAGACGUUGACUGGUAAGACGAUCACGUUGGAGGUGGAGCCUAGUGAUACUAUUGAGAAUGUGAAAGCGAAGAUCCAAGACAAAGAAGGUAUUCCUCCUGACCAACAACGUUUGAUCUUCGCUGGUAAGCAGUUGGAAGAUGGACGUACUCUGUCUGACUACAACAUCCAGAAAGAGUCGACUCUGCAUCUUGUCCUUCGUCUACGUGGUGGAAUGCAAAUAUUUGUGAAGACGUUGACUGGUAAGACGAUCACGUUGGAGGUGGAGCCUAGUGAUACUAUUGAGAAUGUGAAAGCGAAGAUCCAAGACAAAGAAGGUAUUCCUCCUGACCAACAACGUUUGAUCUUCGCUGGUAAGCAGUUGGAAGAUGGACGUACUCUGUCUGACUACAACAUCCAGAAAGAGUCGACUCUGCAUCUUGUCCUUCGUCUACGUGGUGGAAUGCAAAUAUUUGUGAAGACGUUGACUGGUAAGACGAUCACGUUGGAGGUGGAGCCUAGUGAUACUAUUGAGAAUGUGAAAGCGAAGAUCCAAGACAAAGAAGGUAUUCCUCCUGACCAACAACGUUUGAUCUUCGCUGGUAAGCAGUUGGAAGAUGGACGUACUCUGUCUGACUACAACAUCCAGAAGGAGUCAACCUUACAUCUUGUUUUACGCCUGCGUGGAGGCAUAUGAUUUCUGUUAAAGUUAAUUUAAAAAAUAAAUUUUAAUUUGAUUCUAGUUCU